Prunus persica (peach) is the source of this 2188-nucleotide messenger RNA. RefSeq names its product NDR1/HIN1-like protein 2. Bases 1053 to 1814 code for a protein of 253 amino acids. Gene Ontology annotation, cellular component: plasma membrane. Lineage: Eukaryota; Viridiplantae; Streptophyta; Magnoliopsida; Rosales; Rosaceae. The record is from RefSeq and is a predicted model, not a curated record. The transcript has 2 exons.
AACUUCUAUGAUCGAAAAAUUAUAAUUUUAAUACGUGACAACCUGCGUAUUAAAUUUAUCAACACAUUUUAUGGGCUAAACAUUUGAUUGUUAUCACAUACAGUAAUUGAUAUAUAGUUCUCAACUAAUACAUAGGAAGACUGGCAAGCAUUCAAAUUGAGUUUUAAAUUUGCAUCUGUGGUGGUGGGUGGGUGGCGGACUAAAUUUUCUGCCGGAGCCUCUCAUUUUCAACUUCAAGCCUCACCUUUUGUUGUUCUUGAUGGUUAGAUUUUUUUUUGCUUUCAUUCUUACCCUUUGAAAUGAAAAAAAAAAAAAAAAAAAAAAAAACUGUUUUUAAAUUCUAUCGUACACCAGCCUUCCCCGGUUUUUGGCCAUUCAAGCAUAACAUUCAACCAACGAAGCAACCCAACGAUUUCACGAAAAAAAACCAUUUCAUCAAAAAAUCACCACCAAAUGUCCAAAAUUCAUAGGGCCAGGUCAGAAUCUAAACGGCGCGCGUGAAUAUCGCGUUUAAAUUGCAGGAGCCCCGACCCGACUGAAUGACCCACUGGCCCAACCUUACUGCUUACCCGUCCCUGUCUCUCUAUCCCUAUCUCUUUUAUCUCCUUCUCGUAAAUUGAACGACCUUGUCUUCCUGAUCCCAUUUUCCGAGAAACAAGAACAACAAAAAAACGAAAAAACCCUUCGCUUCCUUUUUUCUCCAUUCAUCAUCUUCCCCACAGAUUUCACAACCCAUUUGAUAUUUUCCUCUUUGCACCACAUUCAUCAGGAAUUCUGAAAUUUCAAAUUCCUUUGUUUUAAAAAAAAUGUGCUGCCACUCUCUUCUUGUUCAUGUCCAUUUGUAAGGUUUUUUUCCCCCUUUGUCCCUGUCCUUGAGAUUAAUUUCAAUACCCACUAAUCGAAUUCCUUUGAAAAUCAAUUCACAUUCAUAAAUUAGUCGCAAUUUGUCUGCAAAUUCAUUCAAUCUCAAUCGCAUUUUGAGGUUCUCUGUUUUUUUUUCCUCUGCAAAAUUAUCCGAAACAGAGGAACCACAUUUAAGAACAGAGAAAUAAAUGGCCCAACAAUCCCCGGUUAAACCGGUGCUCCAGAAACCACCGGGUUACAGGACCCCAAACUACCCGGCCCAACCCGUACCAGGUCCGCCGCCGCCGCGAAAACCCGUCUACCCGCCUACUCUCCGCCAAAAGCAGAAAAAACGAGGGGGCAGCUGCUGCAAAAUAUGCUGCUGCGUCUUCUGCGCCUUCCUCCUCAUCGUCGUCAUCCUCGUCGCCCUCGCCGGCGGGAUCUUCUACCUCCUCUUCGACCCGCGCCUCCCGGCCUUCUACUUGAUAUCGUUCCAGAUCCCCAAAUUCGACGCCGUUUCGAAGUCCGACGGGACCCACCUCGACGUCCAGGCGGUGACGAGCGUGGAAGUGAAGAACCCAAAUCCCAAAUUGGACAUUUACUACAGCGAAGGGUUCGAGAUGUCGCUGAGCAUCGGGGACGAGAACGACGGCGGAUUGGGGAUAGGUACGAAGGAGGUGAAGGGGUUUACGCAGCGGCACCGGAACACGACGUACGUGAAGGUGGAGAGCGGGGUGAGGAACAAGGUAGUGGAGCAGCCGGUGGGGAAGAAGCUGCUGGGGCAGUUCAAGAGCAAGGAGAUAAAGGUGGCGCUGGAGGGGAAGACGAGGGUUGGGUAUGUGAUCCAAGGGUGGAGGGUGGGGACGAUGCAGAUCAAUGUGUUGUGUGGUGGUGUGAGGUUGAAGAAUGUGGAUGCUGGAGACAUGCCCAAGUGCACCAUCAAUGCCUUCAAAUGGAUCAACAUUCGUUGAUAUGUGUCAAGGCUGAUGGUAGAAGAGAGAGUUGGUCAGCUGGAGGAUGCUGCAAUUUUUCAAGCCCACACAUUUGUUACCCAAAGAGUAAAGAAUGGAUUAUCUCCCUAAUCUAUCUUCAAUAUUUAUAAUGAGCCUUUACAAAAAAAAAAAAAAAUUGGAGGGAGCAAAUAUCAUCUUAAAAACAGGCUAACAUUUGUCCCUGUUUAAGCUUUGGAUCAUUCUGAUGCAAUUGGAAUAUCAGUUAAGAAGGGGCCUGGGAAUUGAGUUUUAUUUAUUUAUUUGUUUAAUUUAAUUAUUUAUCAGUUUCAUUAUUCUUCUUCUUUUUUUUUUGUUUCCUUCAUAUUAUAAAGCUUCUUUCUUAUGGUUGUUGA